UGUUUUUCUCUCUGGAUUCGGAAGCAUCAAAGGGUCAAUAUUCAUCCACCUACUACAUGGCAGACAUUGGUUUAGGGCUCGGGGACUCAGUGGCCCUGUGUAUAGAUUUUGGGGUCAGAAAGACCAGGGUACCAGCCCUCCUUCCCCCACUUCCCAGGUGCAUCGUGACCUGGGACAGUGUAGUUAAGCUCUCUGACCUUCAGUUUCCUCAUCUACAAAACGGUCCCCAUAAAACACCCUAUCACAGGGAAGCCAUGUGAAUGACAUGAGAAUAUGAACUUAAUUACUCCAUAUACCACUUGCCCACGGUAAAUGGUCAGUUAACAUGAGCUUUUAUUUUUUUAUCACACCCAACAUUGGGAUUCUGGAGUCAGACUGCCCGAGUUCAGAGCCUGCUCUGUCACUCUGUGCUCUGUCACAACCAUAGACAAACAUCUUUACCUCUCUGUGACUCAGUUGCCUCGUCUGUAAAAUGGGAAUGGCACCAGUGCCUGUGUUACAGGGUUGCUGUAGGAAUGAAGGCAGCUGACACAGAAUGUCAGAUCUUUGAAAACACCAUUGUAUUGCCAGCCCCAAGAACACUGCCUGGUGUGUUGUAGAUGCCAGAUAAAUUUUGGAAUGAUUGGACGGAUGCAUGAAUGUAUGGGUGUGUGUCUGGGCCAACCCUCACUCUUCCUGGCACUGUGUGCCUCUGUGUCUUUGCUGGGCGGCCUGACCUUUGGCUAUGAACUGGCAGUCAUAUCGGGUGCCCUACUGCCACUUCAGCUUGACUUUGGGCUAAGCUGCUCGGAACAGGAGCUCCUGGUGGGCAGUCUGCUCCUGGGGGCUCUCCUGGCCUCCCUGGUAGGGGGCUUCCUCAUCGACCGCUAUGGCAGGAAGCAAGCCAUCCUCGGGAGCAACUUGGUGCUGUUGGCAGGCAGCCUGAGCCUGAGCCUGGCCAGCUCCCUGGCCUGGCUGGUCCUGGGCCGCUCAGUGGCUGGCUUUGCCAUCUCCCUCUCCUCCAUGGCCUGCUGUAUCUACAUGUCAGAGCUGGUUGGGCCACGGCAGCGGGGAGUGCUGGUGUCCCUCUACGAGGCAGGCAUCACCGUGGGCAUCCUGCUCUCCUAUGCGCUCAACUACGCGCUGGCCGGUGCCCUCUGGGGCUGGAGGCAUAUGUUCGGCUGGGCCACUGCGCCUGCUCUCCUGCAGUCCCUCAGCCUCCUCCUCCUCCCCCCUGGUACAGUUGAUGCUGCAGCCCACAGGGACCUCAUCCCCCUCCAGGGAGGCGAGGCCACGAAGCUGGGCCUGGGGAGGCCAAGAUACUCCUUCCUGGACCUCUUCAGGACCAGGGAUAACAUGAGAGGCCGGACCAUGGUGGGGCUGGGGCUGGUGCUUUGCCAGCAGCUAACAGGGCAGCCCAACGUGCUGUGCUACGCCUCCACCAUCUUCCAUUCAGUCGGCUUCCGUGGGGCCUCCUCGGCUGUGCUGGCCUCCGUGGGGCUUGGCGCCGUGAAGGUGGCAGCCACCCUGACCGCCAUGGGGCUGGUGGACCGAGUGGGCCGCAGGGCCCUGUUAAUCGCUGGCUGUGCGCUCAUGGCCCUGUCGGUCAGCGGCAUAGGCCUUGUCAGCUUUGCUGUGCCCAUGGACUCAGGCCCGAGCUGCCUGGCCGUGCCCAAUGCCACUCGGCUGUCAGGCUUCCCCGGAGACUCUGGCCUGCCCAGUGGCUUGGCUCCGCCUCUGCGGCCAAUGACCGACCAGAGCCCAGGGUGGCCAGUCUUGUCAACCUCUGAGAAAACCAAGCCUCAUCCGGGAGCUGGGGACCCCACUGCCCUUCCUCUGCCAGCCUUAAGCAUCAUGCCCGCUGCACGCCCUUCUCCUGCCCCUGAGCAUGCCCUGCUGCACUGGACCGCACUGGUCUGCAUGAUGCUGUUUGUGAGCGCCUUCUCCUUUAGCUUUGGACCAGUGACCUGGCUUGUCCUCAGCGAGGUUUACCCCGUGGAGAUCCGAGGGCGAGCCUUUGCCUUCUGCAACAGCUUCAACUGGGCCGCCAACCUCUUCAUCAGCCUCUCCUUCCUCGACCUCAUUGGUGCCAUUGGCUUGUCCUGGACCUUCCUGCUCUACGGGCUGACUGCUGUCUUCGGCCUGGGCUUCAUCUAUUUAUUUGUCCCUGAAACAAAAGGCCAGUCGUUGACAGAGAUAGACCAGCAAUUCCAGAAGAGACGGUUCGCCCUGAGCUUUGGCCACAGGCAGAGCCCGGCUGGCAUCCAGUACAGCCGAAUUGAGGUCUCUGCGGCCUGCUGAGGAGUCCAUCUGGAAAAUGCUGGGACCAUGGCUUUAGCAGACAGCCUUCAGCUUCCUGCUUGCCUGGGUGCCAGAGCAUAAGUCCUAGCUGGUCCUUCAAGAGGCACCCCUGCUCCGGAAGAGGUCUGUUUUGCUGGGGCAAAAGGGAUGAAAAUCUGAGAACUCAGAAGUCUUCAGGCGGAGUCUCAGGCUCUGAGGGUUCCUGAGGCUCUGCCUUCCUGCCUCAGUUUCCCCACUGACUCUGCGCAUCUCUGCAGUAAUGAACUUAUGAUGAGAACAUCUUAUGGAGACUUCGUUGCUCUAUGGGCUUUCUCAAAGGAUCUCGAGGGUACCACCCUGGCAGGAAGUCUCUCCUGGAAUCACCCCUAAACCCAGCUGAGGAUACCAUAUUCUCUGCUCUCUUUUUCCAUCUGGUUGGGACUUUCUGGGGAGGCGGAAGCCGGCUUUUUGGCUCUCAGAUCUCGUUUUGUUCAACCCCUCUGAUUCUCUUACCUGGAAUAUUUGUCAUUCACCAGCAACUCAGAUGGUUGGUCGGAGCUCUAGUCCUGAGUUCAAGGCCUGAGGCUGCUGGUGUUCUUGCUGUCGGACUGGGGAUCUCAGCUUUCCCUGUAUGUGCAAUGGGAGCUCUGACCCAGGGGGUUCUUAAGAUCUCUUCUGAUGCCAAUGAGCUGGAAUUCUAAGUGCCGGCAAUACCACAGAUAUUCAGCAUGGGUCCUGCUCUCAAGUUGCUAGUCAUCUCUUUCAGGGACAUAGGUUUUAAUUAGGGGAAUGGUGAACAGAAUUCCAGAGUUGUGUGCACUAAAAUCCGAGGACCGUCCUAGUGCAGGUCACGAGCUCCAGGAGCUGUUUCCAGGAUGGCGCUGGCGGACUCUGCAGAAAGGAGGUGGGUCGGAAGCUAACAAACCUGGCUGUCGGUGUGGCCUCCACCUCUCGGCAGCUAGUGACCCUGGAUAAGUAACAACUCCCUGAAGCCUCAGUUUCCACAUCUACAGAAUGGGUAUGACUAUGCCCCCAGGGGUGUAUUUAACCUCUGUCUCCCAUCAGGAGGGUCUUCAUUUGGUCCCAUUCAGCUGGUCAGGAUGGACGGGAUUUCUGCUCACCCUCAAUACCCAGGUCCCCACCUUUGGGAUGUUGUCAAGGGCCGCCCCCUCCACCCCCGCCAAGGGGUGAGUCAGACGGAGACUGAGCAAGUAGCUCCUCUCCCACAGGACUCUGGCCUCCCCUGAGUCCUUGUCUCUCAUUUCUAGCUACUUCCCUUAGAUCCAGUGGUGUGUUGGAGCCGGCUUGUGCUGGCUUGUGAUAGCUGAUUGUUAAAUUUUCAGGAGUUUUGCAAGCUCGCUGUUAAACACAGCUGCUAAAAAAUUAAAUUAUUUAAAUGUAUACUUAAAUAAAUUAUAUUAAAACCGAGGUAAUACAUACUAAAAACUCAUCACUUCCUUAUUUUACUCCAUUUUGCUCUCAUCUGUGCUCUUAAGGUAAUUUACACCUAUUGCCUCGCAUGAGGAACGUGGGGUAAGGGCACUGCCCAUCCCUUGCCGGGUCUGCCUUCAGUGACCCACGGGGAGUGCAUUUGCACCGCAGGGACUGGGGAACACCACAGAUCAGGGCUUGAUUUGUCGUUUUGUUGAUUGUCCAGUCUUAAGAAUGUGAUGGAUACAAUGUUAAUGAUGUAAAUUAAACUUAACAGUGUGUUCUGCCUGUAGUUGAUACGUUUGUGAACGGCACAAAAAAUGGAGGGGAUUAUUAUCCAGUGCAGCCAACAGGUGACUCAUGUCACUGGUGAAGGAGUUUGGACACAAGUCUUUGUUGUUUUACUUUUGUCUUAUUCAUUAACAGGAACAAACAUUUCAACUAGCAUUCAUGUCAGAACUGCAUUCAUGCGUCAGUGACGUCAGCAACUUCUUUGCUGAGUCAUAUUGUUGUCAAGCAUUUCUUCGUGGUCUAAUUUUGUUAAAUCGUGGCUAAAUUGCAGUGACAGUUGGCUUUGGAAUCAAGAGGUUGGCAGAAAAAUCAACAAAAACAUUUCUGUGAGAAUUAAUUGGCUAGAUGGCAUUUACAAUAAAGAGUAUUUACAAUAAAGUAUUAUU
Molecule: messenger RNA, 4367 nt
Organism: Aethalodelphis obliquidens (Pacific white-sided dolphin)
Lineage: Eukaryota; Metazoa; Chordata; Mammalia; Artiodactyla; Delphinidae
Gene: SLC2A10
Product: solute carrier family 2 member 10
Exons: 6
Coding region: 619-2280 (553 amino acids)
Biological process (GO): D-glucose transmembrane transport; circulatory system development
Cellular component (GO): membrane
Molecular function (GO): D-glucose transmembrane transporter activity
Source: RefSeq, a predicted model, not a curated record